This is a messenger RNA of Pseudo-nitzschia multistriata, 1580 nucleotides long. The record is from the annotation of a GenBank genome assembly. NCBI's taxonomy places the organism in Eukaryota, Bacillariophyta, Bacillariophyceae, Bacillariales, Bacillariaceae.
CAUUUCAGUCAAACGUUUUCCAUUCUUGUACUACCGCUCGGUGAAUCAGACCCGAUAGAAUACAUUACACAAGACGUCACAACAUCGUCUGAACACUAAUAGUAAUCAUGGUAAGGUCCUGUCACUUGCUGUAGCUGUUUGGUUUACCUUCGGUUUCCCACAUGGACGAAGGUAGCGGUCAACGUUGAUAAUCGAAUUCUCGGAGCUCGAUCCGAUGAAAUCCGAUUCCAUUCUACGGAUGCAUUGCAAAGCAAUCUGCCGCAACUACUUCGCGAUAGGGGAGGUGGUAGUGAAUAUUUCUUCGAUUGGCGGUGGAAGAUUAGGUUGCUGUUGUCGAUAUACCAGGACAGAUUGGGCAUAUCUUGCUCGGUUGGACAAUGAACACCACUAGCUAGUGAUUAGGCUCUGGGAUUCCAACGGUCGAAAAUGAUUCUAUCGGUCAAUUUACAGUGUUCACGGGCCGUUGCGUAAAUUGCAAUUGGACCAGUUGCGGUGUAGGGCAACACGUCGUUCCUUGUGUCACUUCCUGGGAGGAACCUAGUUCGAAUGGUACUAUUUUUCAAACAGCACAUCUACAAGAGACUGGACUGUCACAGACUACGCCGACUUUAAGAAAUCAAUAACCUUAAAUGCAUGGCACGAACACGAACGGACCGGAUGCGUCAGUCAUCGAAGAAUAGCCUCGUGAGGGUUAUCCAGAGCCGUUGGAAUUCCCAUCGUUAAUUCUAUACAAUUGCCAUUUUCCAGUCUUGCGCUAAUCGCAUUCUCGUUUUUGCUGUUCUGUUUUCGAUUUUCCGGAUACAUUCGCUUUUUUCCAUUGAAUACCAAAAAAAUCGACCAACAGGAAGACGACGAACCUGUCGAUAAGAUGGCCGACAUUCGCAAGAGCUGCGUCCCAAACUGCCCCAAGCCAUUGGCCAAUUACGAGGCUUGCAAGAACCGUAUCAAGAACAAACCGGGGGCAUCUUGUGAGAUUUGGUAUUACGAACUGCACCACUGCGUCGAUAAGUGUGUAGCGCCCAAGAUUUUCGCCGCCACGAAAGAAUAGAUUGCAUAUGCAAAUAUAAUUUGUGUUUGUACAUAAUACAAUAGAUCGACGAUAAUGUUAUGAUCAAUGGCAUUCCAUGGGUUUGGAUUUGAUUUUGAUUUUCAGGGUGAUGAUUGCAUCGGUAAUGCACGGAUGUCUUUCUUCUCGUACUCGAACAAUAAAGAUUGAUAUCCAAAGAGUUAUGGUAUCGAAAUGACGAUGGAACAAUGGCAUGUUGAACUGUGGUUCGAUUUGUACUCGUUGUCUUGGAAUGAAACAAUGCAAUUAUCCUAGCAGUUGUGAAUUAAACGACUCGUUAAUUUAUUCGGAGUAGAAAAUAGAAAAUCAGAGGGCGACUCUUGGGUAAUGUCUCUGGAGUAUGACUUGGAGUGUUUUCGAUGGAAUACGAACCUAUUUCUUUUUGUCGUCGUAUCACUGUAAGAAUUGAAACCAACGGUUAUCAGUGCUGUUAUUGCAACUCUAUAGUAUGAUCUACAACCAUUUGCAGUUACAUUUCGCGAGAAGAAGGUGCGAUUAAAUCGAUCGGUUCGAG